AAUUCACGUGACAGCGUCUCUCAGUCUCAACAUUUAACAUGGCUUUUAUCACAGAGGAGCAGUUCGGUGCUCUGCAGCUGCUGUUAAAGGCUCCAUCUAAAGAUGUAGUGCGGCAGAUCUGCACAGACAGUUUCCCAGCCGCAGCGCUCAAGUCUCAGUCUCUAGUGGAAAACACUUCCAAUGCUCUUUCCGUGUCCAGAGAUGAAGCGAUUCAGGUGCUGACGGGUUUUCACACUCUGUCGCAUCAUGUCGUGUUCCAGAAUUUAUCCUCUCCAGAACAGAUCCUGUCUGUUUUUCCAGAAUCAUUCCACUCAAAUCUGAAGAAUCUGAUCACCAAAAUUCUCUUGGAGAACAGUCUCUCGUGGAGAAAUGAAGCUUUGUCCAGUCAAAUUUCACUGCCAAAGCUGGUGGAUAUGGAAUGGCGAGUGGACAUGAAGACGGCCUCAGACUCUUUAAGUCGUAUGGCAGUGCCAACAUGUCUUCUGCAAAUGAAACUCGAUGACUCUCCGUGCAUUAAUGGCAGUCCAAGUGAGUCCAUGGUUACAGUGGAGCUGAGCAGAGAGACGUUGGACACCAUGAUAGACGGUUUGGGUCGCAUCAGGGACCAGCUGACUGCAGUGGCAAAGAAGUAGAGAAUGGGAGACCUCACCGUCACACCUGUCUGUUUAUGAACAUUUCAACAAAGAAUCAAUGGAAAUGGAGGAAUGUCAAAAAUGUAAAGGAAAAUGGACAUUAAAAGAUUUGUAAACUAGGUUACCUGAUUACAUUUGUAAAAUGGAGUUUGCUCAUGUUUAGAUGUGUGGUGUGUUUCAUGUACAGAAACUUUGUUAAAUAAAAGCUGUCUCUAACUUUUA
This is a messenger RNA of Myxocyprinus asiaticus (Chinese sucker), 854 nucleotides long. Its product is annotated as COMM domain-containing protein 9-like. The coding region runs from base 39 to 632 and encodes 197 amino acids. The transcript has 6 exons. The record is from RefSeq and is a predicted model, not a curated record. NCBI's taxonomy places the organism in Eukaryota, Metazoa, Chordata, Actinopteri, Cypriniformes, Catostomidae.